AUGGCGGCCGCGAGUGGCCUCGACGCGACGGCCAAGCCCAAGGCCCGCGGCAGCAACAUCUGGGAGGAGUACUACCCGCUGCUACAGCCCCAGGCCCAUCUCCGGAGCUCGGGUCCGCUGAGCAACUUCUUUGCGCCCGAGGUCGUCUGCGCGUACCAGGACGGCGUCCACGCGUACCUCGUCUCGCUCUUCUGUGUCUCGACGCUUUCGCUCACGGGGCUCGUGCUCUGCGACCUGUUUUCGCUGCCCGCAGCUUGCAGCACGGUAUGCCACUUGGUCUGGCUUGUCUCGCCGGCCGUGGCCGCGAUGGCGCUUCGGCGCAUCGUGUUUGCCCACCUCGGCGAGGGCGGCGCGCCCAUGUGGGAAGUGCCGCAGUGGCGCGAUCUCUUUGCAUGCUACCCGCGGUCGUCCAUGUUUAACCGCGCGUUCGUCGAGCGUGCCGAGACGGUCUUUAGCUUUGGCAACCCCGACGCCAUGGACGGCGGGCUCGUCUUUUACGUGUUUUACCUCGUGCUUGCCGGCGUCUUUUGGGACCCGAUCCCGCCACCGCGCUACGAUCUUGGCAUCGCCUUUGGCGGCCGCGCCAUGGGGUGCAGCUGGCUUCUCCUCGCCGUCGUGGAAGAAACCGGGUGGAGUGGCGCCUUGUACCCAGCGCUCGAGAUCGUUUGCGGCCACAGCGCGUUCCUUGCAUCGAUCGCGACAGGUGUGGUCUGGGCGCUGUGGCACUGGCCGCUCAUCAUCGCCGAGUACUUCAAUUGGAUUCCGACCGGGUCGGGCUACGCUAUCGUCGAGGCGCCGUCGUAUGAGCUUGUGAGCGUGCUCCUCCUCUUCACGCUCCUCCUCAUCGGCGCGCGCAUGACCAUGUGCUGGAUCCAAGGCAAAACGAGCCAUGCGAUUUGGUCGAGCGUCGUGUACCAUGCGUCGCACAACCUGUACAUUGUGAGCGUCUUUGGGCAGCUCAUGGCGCCGCUCUACGAGAAGCUCUCGGCGUUUCCGUACUUUUCGAGCCAAAGCAGCGUCUGUCUCCUCCUCACGACGUGGUUCUCCACGUGCAUUCUCUCGCAGCUCUUCCGGUCGCCGUACUUUAAGCUGUUUCGCCGCAAGCGCCAGAGCUACUACAACUAG
Messenger RNA from Saprolegnia parasitica CBS 223.65, 1125 nucleotides. RefSeq lists its product as hypothetical. Lineage: Eukaryota; Oomycota; Saprolegniomycetes; Saprolegniales; Saprolegniaceae. Gene Ontology annotation, cellular component: membrane. The coding region runs from base 1 to 1125 and encodes 374 amino acids. The record is from RefSeq and is a predicted model, not a curated record. The transcript has 5 exons. Gene Ontology annotation, biological process: CAAX-box protein processing. Gene Ontology annotation, molecular function: metalloendopeptidase activity.